Molecule: messenger RNA, 408 nt
Organism: Fusarium oxysporum Fo47
Lineage: Eukaryota; Fungi; Ascomycota; Sordariomycetes; Hypocreales; Nectriaceae
Exons: 4
Coding region: 1-408 (135 amino acids)
Molecular function (GO): zinc ion binding; carbonate dehydratase activity
Source: RefSeq, a predicted model, not a curated record
AUGUCUAUCUCGCCGGCUGUCCAGGACCUGCUAGAUCGGAACAAGGCGAUUGUGCCGCAAUUCCAGCCGCUGAAUCUUUCCCUGGCUGCGGGGACAAAGCCUCUUCCGAUGGUAGCUGUUAAUUGCGGUUUCAGCCACAUGACGCAGUCGAAUAUCCAUGCCGACCUCCAACGUCGGUUUCCCGAGGCUGAUCCGGCGUAUAUCGACUCGCUGCCCUUCCGCACUAUUGAUAGGUAUGCCCAGCUGCCUCUGUCCCGAUCAGCAGUGUUACUAAACGACAUUCAAUUUAUUCACAAUUCGGUUCUCGUAAAGAAGGAACCAAAGGACCUAACCGUUGGUUUCAUAGUUGACAUCAACACUGGGCAACUUACUCAAGUCCAAGGAAUAGUUGCCGAUGCGCCACAGUAG